CCUCAGCGGCUCCGAGCUCGGGCCGGGGGCCGCGUCCUUGGCCCAGGACCGCGCGCCCGGGAGCCACCCUCAGGGUGAUGUGGAGCUCGCGGGCUGCUUGGCACGUCAGGUGUCCCACCGAGGAGCGGCCGUGGGCCGAGGGCAAGACCUUGGCGAUCCGGACUCCAGGCUUAUUUGCAUUCGGUCUUUUUUUUUUCUUUCCCCCCUCCCCGGGGAAACUCAUCAAGCGUCCCGCGUGACGCUGAGCCUCAUGCCAGCGGCUCUGGGCGCUCCGGCCCUCUUUGCCUCAUCGGGAGCAACCACCUAGGUCUUUGCUUCUUAGUUCACUGACAGCUCCCCCCAAAGUUAGUCCCCGGGAGGUGACGGAGCCAGGACCUGCCAAGUGUCCCUCGGUUCCAACCUCCCUAGGCCCGGUCUAACACACACAACGUGAGCGCUUCCGUCCAGCCCUCUCUCUGGCUUUUUCUUUAAAUUUUCUGUGAUUCUCUGAAUUUGCCCGCCUUUCCCCGGUGCUGGCCAGCGUGGGGAUGUGCAGCCCGGGCCGUGUGUAUGGCUCAGGAGAUCAUGUGGUGUGGCCCUGCCAAGGCAGCUGCACACGGCACUUGACGUUCAGUAAAUCUAUAGCAGGCUAACGUUGAAACUGAUAAUUUUGCAUGACCAGUGCAUGACGUUGUAAGUAUCCCGAUGGCCCUUGGCGGAGAAGAGGUCCCCACCCCCGUCGGGAAAGUGCGCUGAGAGUAGGGAAGGCAGGCCCCUUUCCCCAGGACCAUCGCGUUUGAAACAACCGGUGAUCUCAACUGUCUCUUCCGGGGCAGGAAAACCUCCCUCUGAACUCGCUUUUCUCUCCUUGCGAUGGCAGCAGGGACCAAGCAACAACAGCCCUUGGACAGAUGCUAAGUGUUCGUUGACCUCUGCGGAGUCAGAGACCUUGACAUUGCUGGAACUCCCGGCCUAGCUGGCCCCAAGCCACGCGGCGAACAUUCGUGCCUCCCUCUUCACUCUUCCGUGGUCGGCCGACCGGAUCAGCACCCGCGUGUUUGUCUCCCAAGCCCGCCCCCCGAGAUCUGCAUGUGCUGUUUCUCAGCGCUCGGAGGACAGUGAAUUGUUACCACUCAGCCACAUAGCCCGCCAUCUCCAGAUCUCCAGUUGCCCCUAACAUCACGCCUCAUCCCGCUCUGUGGCUUCCUAAAUGCCCAUCUUGUUGGCCUGGCUUCAAUUGGUGGCAUGGAGGGGUGCCGCCGAGCACUGACCUGGGAGUGUGUGUGACCCACUGACCCAAUGGACAUCAAAGGCCAGUUCUGGAAUGAUGACGACUCGGAGGGCGACAAUGAGUCAGAAGAGUUUCUCUAUGGAGUUCAGGGGAGCUGUGCAGCCGACCUGUACCGACACCCGCAGCUGGAUGCAGACAUUGAAGCCGUGAAGGAGCUCUACAGUGAGAACUCUGUGUCCAUCAGAGAAUAUGGAACUAUCGAUGACGUGGACAUUGACCUGCACAUCAACAUCAGCUUCCUCGAUGAGGAAGUCUCCACGGCCUGGAAGGUCCUCCGGACAGAACCCAUCGUGUUGAGGCUGCGAUUCUCCCUUUCCCAGUACCUCGAUGGACCAGAGCCAUCGAUUGAGGUUUUCCAGCCAUCGAAUAAGGAAGGGUUUGGGCUGGGUCUUCAGUUGAAAAAGAUCCUGGGCAUGUUCACAUCCCAGCAAUGGAAGCAUCUGAGCAACGAUUUUUUGAAGACCCAGCAGGAGAAGAGGCACAGUUGGUUCAAGGCGAGUGGCACCAUCAAGAAGUUCCGAGCUGGCCUCAGCAUCUUCUCACCCAUCCCCAAGUCUCCCAGCUUCCCUAUCAUACAGGACUCCAUGCUGAAGGGCAAGCUGGGUGUGCCAGAGCUUCGGGUUGGGCGCCUCAUGAACCGCUCCAUCUCCUGCACCAUGAAGAACCCCAAAGUGGAGGUGUUUGGCUACCCUCCCAGCCCCCAGGCAGGUCUCCUGUGCCCCCAGCACGUGGGCCUCCCUCCCCCAGCGCGGACCUCUCCUUUGGUCAGUGGUCACUGCAAGAACAUUCCCACGCUGGAGUACGGAUUUCUCGUGCAGAUCAUGAAGUACGCGGAGCAGAGGAUCCCAACGCUGAACGAGUACUGCGUGGUGUGCGACGAGCAGCACGUCUUCCAGAACGGCUCCAUGCUCAAGCCAGCUGUCUGUACUCGGGAGCUGUGUGUCUUCUCCUUCUACACGCUGGGCGUCAUGUCUGGAGCUGCAGAGGAGGUGGCCACAGGAGCAGAGGUGGUGGACCUGCUGGUGGCUAUGUGCAGGGCAGCUUUGGAGUCCCCCAGGAAGAGCAUCAUCUUUGAGCCUUACCCCUCUGUGGUGGACCCCACUGAUCCCAAGACUCUGGCCUUUAACCCCAAGAAGAAGAAUUACGAGCGACUUCAGAAAGCUCUGGACAGCGUGAUGUCCAUCCGGGAGAUGACGCAGGGCUCGUAUCUGGAGAUCAAGAAGCAGAUGGACAAGCUGGACCCGCUGGCCCACCCUCUCCUGCAGUGGAUCAUCUCCAGCAACAGGUCACACAUUGUCAAACUACCUCUCAGCAGGCAGCUGAAGUUCAUGCACACCUCACACCAGUUCCUCCUGCUGAGCAGCCCUCCCGCCAAGGAGGCUCGGUUCCGGACCGCCAAGAAGCUCUAUGGCAGCACCUUUGCCUUCCAUGGGUCCCACAUCGAGAACUGGCACUCAAUCCUGCGCAACGGGCUGGUCAACGCAUCCUACACCAAACUGCAGCUGCACGGAGCAGCCUAUGGCAAAGGCAUCUACCUGAGCCCCAUCUCCAGUAUUUCCUUUGGAUACUCAGGAAUGGGAAAAGGACAGCACAGGAUGCCUUCCAAGGAUGAGCUGGUCCAGAGAUACAACAGGAUGAACACCAUCCCCCAGACCCGAUCCAUUCAGUCAAGGUUCCUGCAGAGUCGGAAUCUAAACUGCAUAGCACUUUGUGAAGUGAUUACAUCCAAGGACCUCCAGAAGCACGGGAACAUCUGGGUGUGCCCUGUGUCCGACCAUGUCUGCACACGGUUCUUCUUCGUAUACGAGGAUGGGCAGGUGGGCGAUGCCAACAUUAAUACUCAGGACCCCAAGAUACAGAAGGAAAUCAUGCGUGUGAUCGGAACUCAGGUUUACACAAACUGAGGGGGCUCCAGCCCUCCUUCCACCCCCGGCCCCCUGGCCCCGUCUGCCCUGAUGAAAGGGCUCAGGAGCAGCAGGUGAGGCUGCCCUGAAGAAUCAAGGGGCCGUCACGCGGGGGCAGGGCAAGGACAGAAGAGGCGGCCACCGUGGUGGAGACCCACCCAGGACCCACUCCACGUCUGGAUGGCCCCAACCGACUCCAACCCCCGGCUUCCCCACUUGACUUUCCCCUGUUUGUAAAUAAACCAAUAAAAUGGAA
Lepus europaeus (European hare) is the source of this 3430-nucleotide messenger RNA. It is a transcript of the gene PARP6, whose product is annotated as poly(ADP-ribose) polymerase family member 6. Gene Ontology annotation, cellular component: intracellular anatomical structure; nuclear envelope; endoplasmic reticulum tubular network. The transcript has 23 exons. Gene Ontology annotation, biological process: endoplasmic reticulum unfolded protein response. The record is from RefSeq and is a predicted model, not a curated record. Lineage: Eukaryota; Metazoa; Chordata; Mammalia; Lagomorpha; Leporidae. Gene Ontology annotation, molecular function: NAD+ poly-ADP-ribosyltransferase activity; protein serine/threonine kinase activator activity; kinase binding. The coding region runs from base 1279 to 3174 and encodes 631 amino acids.